This is a messenger RNA of Colletotrichum destructivum, 1242 nucleotides long. RefSeq lists its product as uncharacterized. The transcript has 4 exons. Bases 1 to 1242 code for a protein of 413 amino acids. The record is from RefSeq and is a predicted model, not a curated record. NCBI's taxonomy places the organism in Eukaryota, Fungi, Ascomycota, Sordariomycetes, Glomerellales, Glomerellaceae.
AUGAUGCCCCUUCACAUUAUCCUAGGCCUUUCGCUGGUAGCAGCAGUCAUUGCGACGAGCGUUCGCUGGACGGGCAACACGAUUGAUCAUUAUACCAUCUGUGGCGCUGAUCGAGGGUAUACGGAGAAAGACUCCAUAGAGGCUGCAAGUUACUUGGUCAACACCGUUGUAACUUCUGAAGACUUCUUCAUGGCGAAGGACGACUGUAUAUUCUCCCACAUCAACACCACCCUCGUGAGCUUGUGCAACGGUAACGCCCGUGACCGUACAAUCAACCGUGAUGAGGCCAGGCGCGGCAUCGACCAGCUUGUCAAGGACUGCGGCUUGGACGGCGGUUUCACCGGCAUUCACGUCGUCAACAACCUGACAUUCGCUGCCUACGGGGUCGGUGGAGUCAGUCUCGCACCUCCGCCAGGCGGCAACCCACCAGACAUUCCGGGGUCCCGGAGACGCUCUCGUCUCUCCAAGCGCGACUGCUCUGUUGCUUAUGAUGGCGUGUCUCACACGGACUGCGAGUGGAAGAACCGGAUGAACCAGGACGGAACCUGUGGUCAAAUCACACCCGACAACAACAAGUGCCAGACCUUUUGUGAGCUGAGGAGAGCAGGCCUUCUUGGCCACGAGGAGCGAGCACCCGGCCCUGGAGGUAGUCAGCACGCGCCGGGUAUCAAGCCGGAACUAACAGAGGGGCAUGAGACUUCGAUAUCCAAUGGGUUCUCGAUCGGCGUUGAUGGCGUUUUCAAGGACGCCAUCGGCGCUGGCGUUUCCUACUCUUGGUCAAUCACCAAAACUACGGCUUAUUCGGUCACGUUGACAGACGAGGUGGAGAACCCCGGAUUCAACCAUCGCUGGGUGUUCUUCCCCAAACUUAUCGAGAGCUGCGGAACACUCUCGAGGAAAACUUACUCGGCCCCGACACCCUGCACCGGAUUGUAUUGCACCGGCCUUCCCGCCGAUGAAGCAGACUGCGUCGGGGAGAUUGAAACAGUCACAAAUGUGUGCUCCUUGGUCCCGAAGCUGAAUGACGAGGGCAACCCCGAGCUCGCUUGGGCGGUUCGUUAUGAGGACGAGGCUGGCAACGCAAAACCGUUUGAGGAACAGCACAGCAGCUACCAGAACAUUUGCCGCAGCACUGCAGACCCGGACAACGACGGAGAGAACAAAUGCUCCAACCAGAUACCCGCUCUCAUGCUAGCACCCAACUACGAGGUGCUUCAAGUAGUCGCAGAGGCUGGAUUUUGA